Molecule: messenger RNA, 2265 nt
Organism: Triticum aestivum (bread wheat)
Lineage: Eukaryota; Viridiplantae; Streptophyta; Magnoliopsida; Poales; Poaceae
Exons: 2
Coding region: 1144-2049 (301 amino acids)
Source: RefSeq, a predicted model, not a curated record
AAAAAGAGAAGCGGUCACCGCCGAACCCUAGCUUUGCGAUUCCCAAAUUGUUUUGGGUGAGAAAAGAUCUAUUUAGGGAUAGAAAUUUCUCUGCUCAAGAUUGUUUCCCUAUUCGGGCAGUGGGUAGAUUUGAUCCGACUCCUACCAUCUUUAAAAUUUCCACCGAGAAGCUAGAUUUUCCUAGAUCGUUUGUUGAGGUGGUCAAGGGAGGGAUGGAGCGAGGGCAGGGAGGGCAGCGGCAACACCGUCCACUGCCAGGGAAGAAGUCGGCGCCUUAGGAUGGGAAAGCCACGGGCCCGCCGGCCGGAGGUGCGGCUAUGGUGGCAAGUGCUGUCAAGCAGGGGCAGCAACCCCCCAAGCAGGCGUCGCGGGGGAUCCAACAGCAGCAAAUAGCCGAUGCGACAGUCCCAGCUCCAAUUCCUCCUCCUCCUGUUGUUAUAGUUCAAGCACUGGAUCCCAGGUACAAAGACAUGAUCUGCUUUAACUGUAGCUGGCCAGGGCAUUAUGUGGGGAACUGCAUUGAGCCGAAGAAAUGCUUUAUUUGCAUGGGAGGCCAUAACGUCAAUAACUGUGCUGCCUGGGCGAAACCACACCCUACAGCGACGUACUUUGGUAGUGUAGCAGCUGGUCUAGGUUUUUACCACAUUGAUGUUCCUACUGCAUCAGAACUGAACUGGCUCAACUACAAGAACUGUGCAGUUCUCAAAAUUGUGAAGGGUGAAGUUUCUGCCUCAGAGUUACUGAUUCAGCUCAAUGGGAAUUUUUUGUAAAAAUAAGGAAUGGCCUUGGCAUAUUAGGGACUUGGGAGAGAAGAAAUUCUUGCUGAGAUUUCCACCUUGGAAGAAUGUGGAAGACCUGAUUGAGUUUCCUGCAUUUGAGCUCCCAAUUGAUGGUGUUUCUGUCAAGAUUUGUGAAUGGGUUGGGAUGUUGGAUGAAUUUGGAGGACUUACUGAGGCCUGGGUUCAAAUUGAAGGGAUUCCUCCAAAGUGGUGUGCCUAGAAGGUGUUUGCACAGAUUACAACUUGCUUAGGGAUCCUGGUUGAUGUAGACUGGAAUGGUAUAUUCAAGAGUUUUUAUGAGAAUAUCAGAGUGAAAGUGGCUUGUAGAGACCCCAGGAAAAUCCCUUUUGAGAGGUUAGUGGAAAUGAAAAGGAAGCUAUACAUUCUGUUCUUCACUGUUGAGGGUUUUGAACAACUGGGGGAGGAUUCUGAUGGAGAUGAUCUAGACCCAGAUGUUGACAGUAUGGAGAAAGAGGAAGAAGAUAACAAUGAAGACAUGCCUAGCAAGGAUAAAACUCAGAAAGAAGACAUGGGGGAACCUAUUGAUGAGCUGGACAAGGCUAAUUUUCCUUCCAAGAAUAAUCUGGCUACAAGCUCUAGUCAGCCAAAAUCACAGAGAACUGCUUCUGCAGUGGAUUUUCACCCUCCCAACAUGCUGGACACAAUUCAUGAGGACUUUGUGGAAGAAAUUAGAUGCAAAACUCCUGAGAAGAGGGAAGAGGCAGAAAGUGAAAAAUCCACACCUACAAAAACCUUUUCUUCUGGAAGACCUGAUUCCUUGUCAGCUCAUAUGGAAUAUUUCUCUACACAACUAAGCAAGUUUGAAAUGGCUGAGACUGAUGAAGAAGAGGAAGAAUUAGUGGAUGAAAUGCAAUGUUUACCUGAUGAUUUGGCUUUGGCGAUGGGAUCUGUCAAGAGAUCCUUACUGGAAAUUCUGGAGAGCGUGGAAUCGGUGCAGAAGAAAAAACCAAGUGUCAAAAACUCUCCUGUUUGGGGGGCAGUUCUCACAAACAAACCAAAUACCAGGAAUCAUGGGGACGUUAGGAUCAUGGACAAAGCAGCUGCGUACGUGAAGAAGAAGAAUCUGGAAAUUCCUACUACCUUCAAAGGGGCAAAAAUGGAGAAACGUGAACUGCAUUCUUGCAAGACUAAGCUCUUAUUUGCAUCAGUGGAAUGUUUCUGCGACGAUGCUCAAGCAAGCCUGUUGCAAAGGUGUAUCCUCCUGUUGGACAAGCGACGUGGAGAGCUGAUGCGGAUAGCCUGGAAGUGAGGUGUGGGAGGGGAGCAUGAAAGACGCGCGUGGAAGAAAUCUUCUUUGUUCCCUUUCCUUCUGACCUGGUUCUGUAAUAAGUAGUACUCAGUUUCAUUCUCAUAUUCUGUUGGAGAGAACUUCUGCUCUCGAGAUUCUAGGCAGCGUAGUCGCCUAGAAGUAGUUGUUUUAUUUCUUUGUUUAGGUGCUGUUGGAACUACUUGUGCUGCUUCGAUC